This is a messenger RNA of Leptidea sinapis, 3930 nucleotides long. It is a transcript of the gene G9a, whose product is annotated as histone-lysine N-methyltransferase EHMT2. Bases 292 to 3858 code for a protein of 1188 amino acids. Gene Ontology annotation, molecular function: histone methyltransferase activity; protein-lysine N-methyltransferase activity; zinc ion binding. The transcript has 19 exons. Gene Ontology annotation, cellular component: nucleus. NCBI's taxonomy places the organism in Eukaryota, Metazoa, Arthropoda, Insecta, Lepidoptera, Pieridae. The record is from RefSeq and is a predicted model, not a curated record.
UAUCGCUACCGUACCGAUCCAGCAAUUCUAUUUAGUAUUUACUAUUUAUUUACAUGCAUCUUGCUGUAUAAAAAAUGUUUUAUGUAAUUAAUUUAUAGUAUAAACAAGUGAAAUGGAUGCUAAAACGCAACAAGAAUGUUUUCGGUGUUCUAUUUUAGGAUUUUUUGUAUUGGGCAGCUGACUUGUCUUAGUACUUAGUAGUAAGUUAAUGUGAUAUUGGGCAUAUUGCUAAACUCAAAAAAAAUUGAGGACGCCCAAACAACGACCUCGGCUCGCUACCUUGGAGACAACAUGCAAUCUGACGACGACAUUCCCGCAAACAAGAAAAAAGACAAGAUCGACACGUCGCUUGAGAAUAUUGCCGAUUCAAAGAAAUCAGAUAAGAAGGAAACUGAAGAUCCGAAACCGCGAAUUGUUCUUACUUUUCGAUCGGACAAGUCCGGUGCAAAAAAUAACAAUAUGAAAAUAGUUUCUACAGAAGAAAAGCACGAUGAGAUAUCACCCCGUCGCUCUAAUCGGAACAGACAGGCCAAGUGGGAAUCGGAUGACGAUAACGAAUCUUUAUCACUUAAAAAAGACAAAAUAGUGUCCGAAGGUGAAGAAGUGUCAGACAGUUCGAGGAGUAAGCAUUCAACUCGCCGUCGAGGGAAAGCAUCUGACAUAAUAGCUAAUGCAAUAGCUCGUAAGCAGAAAUCCUACAAUGAAUUGGAAGAUAAACCAAAGCCAAGAAAAUCCAAAGCACCACCAAAAUCACUCAAUAAUGAAGCGAAUGGGAUAGCUUUGGAAUCACAUAAUACUGCAGGUCUUGGUUCAACAGAGAAAUCUCCGGAUGAGGGGAUCCGUACAAGGCGCUCAGCUCAGCGAAAUACUUCCAAGGGAAAAACCUUAAAGCUUCAAGAUAGUGAUGAUGAAGACAGUGAUAACUCUGAGAUGAAAUUGAAACAUUUGUGUGAACUGGGACUGCAGUCGGUUGAACAAAACAAGUCUGAUGAGGAAUGUGAAGAAAGGGAAACUGAAGAUGAAAAUGAAGAAGAGAUUGAUGAUGACACAGAUGUUAUAGUAAAACUACUUGAGGCAGAUGAGGAAAGUGGCAGCGCAAGUAGUGGAGAUUACUUCAUAUGUUCAGAGGGCACUUCCAAAGGUGCUCGUCCUCAGAGGUCCAGGCGUUCCUGCACUUUUUAUGGGGUGACUGAUAGGUCUUCACCAAUACCAUUGGAUGAUGAGCCAUUAGUGUCAAAGCGCCGAUCAAGAAGGAAGAAGAAUUCUCAAAAUAAUGAUGAAGAUGAUGAUGAAAGGGGCCACACAUCGAAGAGGCAAAGAAUUAAUUCAUCUGGUGCUGAGGAGCAAAAUUCUGAUCAAGAAGAGGAAUAUAGCAACUCCGCUCCUGGAGAUGAAGGUCCCGAAGCAGCAGAACCAGAAGAAUCAUCCACAGUCUUGGCUAUGUGUCAUUGUGAAGAAGAAACAAACAUUCAUGCUGCUCCUUCUGAGUUAACUGAGCCAGUGUUCUGCCAAGCCAUAGAGGUUGUGGACGGCAUGCGCGUGGGCUGCUCGCACAAGGCGCAGCGGGAGGAGGGCGGCGGCCUAGCGCGCAUGCGUCGUGCGGGCGUGCGGUCGCCCUACCUGCUGCUGUGUCGCCUGCACGCGGCGCUGCUCCGGUCGCACAUGUGCUGCCCCGCCUGCGGCCUCUACUGUACACAGGGUAUAUUCUACCAAUGUUCAGCUGGCCACCUGUUUCACCUGGAGUGUGGGGUGCCGUACAAUGAUGCGCGCGCGCAGGUGGGCUGUCCUCACUGCGGGAUCUACUCCAAGCCCUGGCGCGCUGUCAACAAAGACUGCUGGAAGGUCAAGCUGACGAUGCAUUGCUCCAACAAGCGCAUCUACUUACCCGACCAAAGAGAACAUUGCACACAAGCAUACCUGGGCUUCUCGAAGGUUGACGAGGCUAUGUUGGACAGCACUCCAAUAAUCCCUGAAGAUCUGUUGCCUUCACUACCGGACAUUGAUGUUAAGACUCUUCGUGAGAAUGACUCUACUGAUGAUGCGAGGCUGCAUGAUUUAUAUGAUACCAUUAUUGCUGGCGGCACUACAGAACAGCUAAUAGCUAAAAUGGUUCACGGCGAGAAACUAAACACACCGCUCAGUGAAAUGGAAGGUGGGACGUGUCUACACGCGGCGGCGGUCAGUGGACGACUAAACGCGGUGUACUUGCUGCAGUACGCCGGGGCUAACAUCAACGCUGUGGAUAACUGUUCGCGGACUCCUCUUGUCAGAGCUAUACUUGCUUUAUUGGAUAAAGAAGAUCAAGAAGGAUCCAUUAAAUUGAAGCAAGAACCGUGUGAAGAAAGUGCUGCUGAUAAGGAAACCGAGGUGAUGGAAACAGAAACAGCAGACGAGACAAAGGAAGAUGUGAAACAAGAUAGCGAAGGAAUUGUGAAAGUUAUAAGAUAUCUUAUUGCUGCUGGCUGCGAUCUUAAUGUGCAGGAUGUAGAAGGCAUGACGGCUCUACACGUUGCGGCCCGGCUCGGCGGAGAGGCCGUGUGUGAAGCGCUGUUGCAGAGCGGACGAGCGACCGUCGACGCGCGCGACUGCGGCCAUUGGACGCCGCUCGUGCGGGCCGCUGAGCGGGCACACUCCGCCACCGUCAGGCUACUGUUGAAACACGGCGCGGACGCCGCGUCCUCGGACUCUGCGGGGAACAGCGCUAUCCACUGGUGCGUGUUGUCGGGCAGCAACACCUCGCUGCAGCUUAUCCUGGACGCCUCUCCACAAGUCAUUGACGCACCCAACGCACACACCGACACGCCACUGCAUGUUGCUGCCCGCGAAGGUCACUACGGGUGCGUUGUGGUGCUUUUAGCAAGAGGCGCCAGAACAGACAUCGAGAACAAGUCUGGUGAGCUGGCGGUGGACGUGUGCGAUGGUGACUGCCACAACGCUAUCUCUGUCAACAUGCAGAUGUCUGCCAUCGCUCGGGGCCCUCACCAGGUGGUGGGCUCCAAGUGUCGCCUCCUCUCAAGUGACAUAUCGAAAGGUCGUGAGGCGUUCCCCAUUCCGUGUGUGAAUGAGGUGGACGACACUCCCCUCCCGGAUCAGUUCACGUACGUCGCGCGGAAUGUUGUGACGCAGAACAUUGACGUCGACUGUACGGUCGCUACCCUGCAGGGAUGCACGUGCGUGGACGAGACAUGCGGCGCGGGUGGGGGCGAGUGCGCGUGCUGCUUGCUGAGCGUGCGGCGCUGGUACCAGGCGGGCCGGCUACCGGUGUCCUUUCCACACCACGAGCCGCCCAUGCUGUUCGAGUGUGACCACACGUGCGCCUGCGACAUGAAGCGGUGCGAGAACCGCGUGGCGGGGCGCGUGCAGGAGCGCGGGUCGCUGGGCGUGCCCGUGCAGGUGUUCCGCACGGCGGCGCGCGGCUGGGGGCUGCGCGCGCUGCGGCCGGCGCCGCGCGGCCGCCUCGUGGCGCUGUACUGCGGCGAGCUGCUGGCGCGGGACGCGGCCGACGCGCGCCACGACGACCAGUACAUGUUCGCGCUCGACCUCAAGCAGGACUUGCUGGAGGAAUGCGGCCAGAAGAGUCAGCUGUGCAUAGACGCGGCGCAGUUCGGCAGCGCGGCGCGCUUCAUGAACCACAGCUGUCGCGCCAACUGCGCCCCCGUGCGGGUGUUCACUCACUCGCGCGACUUGCGGCUGCCGGUCGUUGCACUCUUCGCCACAACAGACAUCAAGCCCUUCGACGAGCUUACGUUUGACUACGGCGAUAAGUUCUGGUCAGUGAAAUCAAAAUGGAUGAAGUGUGAAUGUGGGUCUGUGGAGUGCCGAUACCCAACCAUAUGCAACGACGAGGCAGACCCAUGAACAUAUAUAUAUAGCUAUAAAUCGUAAUAAUUAAAUUAUUGUACAUAAAUAAAUCAUUAUGGUACUUUUAAA